This is a messenger RNA of Lytechinus variegatus (green sea urchin), 1389 nucleotides long. Its product is annotated as early nodulin-75-like. The record is from RefSeq and is a predicted model, not a curated record. The transcript is spliced from 2 exons. The coding region runs from base 1 to 1389 and encodes 462 amino acids. Lineage: Eukaryota; Metazoa; Echinodermata; Echinoidea; Temnopleuroida; Toxopneustidae.
AUGAGUGUUGAACUAACACCACAAAUCAAACGCAAUACUUGGGUGUGGUCCUACGAAUGCACCACACCUAAUUUCAUCAACCCUCCACCCCAAACACCUACUCUCACCCACCCUCCACCCACACACCUGCUGUCAUCCACCCUCCACCCACACACCUACUCUCAUCAACCCUUUACCCCACACACCUACUCUCAUCCACCCUCCACCAACACACCUACUCUCAACUACCCUCCAUCCCACACACCUAUUUUCAUCCACCCUCCACCCAACAUAACUACUGUAAUCCAACUUUCAGGCACCACACCUAAUUUCAUCAACCCUCCACCCCAAACACCUACUCUCACCCACCUCCACCCCCACACACCUACUAUCAUCCACCCUCCACCAACACACUACUCUCAUCCACCCUCCAUCCCACACACCUACUCUCAACCACCCUCCACCCACACACUACUCUCAUCCACCCUUCACCCACACACACCUACUCUCAUCCACCCUCCAGCCCACAUACCUACUCUCAUCCACCCUCCACCCACACACCUGCUCUCAUCCACCCUCCACCCACACACCUACUCUCAUCAACCCUUUACCCCACACACCUACUCUCAUCCAUCCUCCACCAACACACCUACUCUCAACUACCAUCCAUCCCACACACCUAUUUUCAUCCACCCUCCACCCCACAUACCUACUGUAAUCCAACUUUCCAGGCACACACCUAAUUUCAUCAACCCUCCACCCCAAACACCUACUCUCAUCCACCCUCCACUCCACACACCUACUCUCAUCCACCCUCCACCCCACACACCUACUCUCAUCUACCCUCACACACACCUACUCUCACCCACCCUCCACCCCACACACCUAUUUUCAUCAACCCUCCACCCCACACACCUACUAUCAUCCACCCUCCACCAACACACCUACUCUCACCAACCCUCCAUCCCACACACCUACUCUCAUCCACCCUCCCACCACACACUACUCUCCUCCACCCUCCACCACACACUGCUCUCAUCCACCCUCCACCCACACACCUACUCUCAUCAACCCUUUACCCCACACACCUACUCUCAUCCACCCUCCACCAACACACCUACUCUCACCCUCCCUCCAACCCACACACCUACUAUCAUCCACCCUCCACCAACACACGUACUCUCACCCACCUCCAUCCCGCACACCUACUCUCAACCACCUCCACCCACACACCUACUCUCAUCCACCCUCCAGCCCACAUACCUACUCUCAUCCCCCCUCCACCCACACACCUGCUCUCAUCCACCCUCAACCCACACACCUACUCUCAUCCACCCUCCACCAACUCUCAACUACCAUCCAUCCCACACAUCUAUUUUCAUCCACCUCAACCCAACAUACCUACUGUAA